UCUGGUCCGGCACAGGUGGAGCAGCACAUCGGCACUUCCCCUCCCGGACCGGGCUACUCAGCUUCGCCGCUUGCUGGAGCAGGCUCCUGGUUAGGUCGGUCGCACAGGAGGGGCUGCGCAAUCCAUCCAUUUGGGAUUUGGGAGUGGGAUCUCUUUGCUACGUUCUGUCCUGCUGGAGCCCCCUGUAUUAGGUCAGGUCAGAUCGAACUUGGAGUUGGACGUCCGAUCAACCAUGGGCCUCUCGCGGCGGUUUCUGGACCUGAUCGUGGUAAACCGCGAGCAUGCCACCAGAUCGCUGCGCCGCAUCGAUCUGAAGCGCCUGGAACUCUUUUAUCCAACGCCGCCGCCACCACCACCAGCACCAACCCGGCGGCCAACAACGACGAUGGAGAGCAUCCUGCAUCCCGACCCGAACAUUAACUCGAUCGUGCAGUUCGGAGCCCACAGCUUGAUGGAGAUCCUGCUUCCCGACCCGAUCUUGAAGUUCGGAGCCCACAGCUUGAGAGGUGCAGGCGGGCCGUGCGACUUAGCCUGUUACCCAUUUGGGCAACGGAAGGUGCUCACCACGGACCAGGCCGGGCGCAACUUGCUCUACGACGCCAGCUCGCGCGACGUGGUGGUCAUGCCCGAGUUCCGCAAGCCUAAGUUUCCUGGUUGCUUCUCGCUCUUCGUCCCUAGCGGAGGUGGUGCCGGAAGCCUAUACCUCAUGGUGAGGUGUCUCCGAGAGGUAAAGACGUUUGAUUUCGAGGUCUUGUUCUACGGCAAUGGCAGGAAGACCUCGCACUGCAAGCUCCUUCCGCGGCCGCCCUUCGUCCUUGAGCCCAUCCAUCGGGAUGAAUACCCCGAGAUUCGUUCCUAUGCUGUCGUCGGUGGUGGCUCUCACAUCUGCGUAUCCGUCGACGGCAGAGGCACCUACACCCUGGACACGGUGAGCCACACGUGGGACAAGGUCGGCAACUGGAUGCUGCCCUUCCAUGGCAAGGUCGAGUACGUACCCGAGUUCAAGCUCUGGUUCGGCCUCUCCAGCGAUGGCCGGCACUUGGCUGCUGCUGACCUCUCCACCAUGGACGCCCACUCCCCGCCACAGGUAGCUGCUGGCCACAGCUGGGAGGAGUUCCAGCGUCCGGUGGAAUGGGCAGAACGAGGACUAGAUAUAGAUCAAGUGGGUGUUCAACUAGUCAACCUGGGCUCAGGCAGGUUUUGUAUCGCAAGGUUCUUCAUGAACUCGCUGGAGAGCGAAGACUGUCGUCUACUUUGCCAUCUUGACCGGUGUGGAGAUGGACAUGGGUGUCCGCCCCAGUGGUAAAGUGGUACUCGACAUGAUCCCUCACAAGGCCAUGUUUCAUCUCAGGUCGACUGUGGACGGAGGUUACAUCGAGCAAUUGUUCUGAAUAACUCAACUUUAUCACCAUGUGCCGUCUGAAUGAUUUUGUUGGGAUUGAAAAGUGAGGCAACUCAGGAUCCUGUACUACUUUGUAAUUUCAAAACCUGCACAUCAGGUCUCUGCGUUGUUAUUUCUUA
Molecule: messenger RNA, 1521 nt
Organism: Setaria italica (foxtail millet)
Lineage: Eukaryota; Viridiplantae; Streptophyta; Magnoliopsida; Poales; Poaceae
Exons: 3
Coding region: 233-1306 (357 amino acids)
Source: RefSeq, a predicted model, not a curated record